GGCAAUAGCACUGGCAUGGAGUACCAUGGAUUCCAACAGUGCAUGCAAUUCCUUUUGGGUGUCGGAAUGCCAAUUCGUGUCCUCAAAACAGAUAGACAUACAUCGAUUGCCAAGCACAUGAGGGAGAGACUCCCAAUCAUCAAGCACUAUUUUGAUCUAUGCCAUAUACAAAAAAAAAUUGGCAAAGUUCUUACAAAGAUUUCGAAGCUAAGUGGCUGUGGAUCCCUCAAGCCAUGGAUACACCCUUGCCAAAACCACUUAUACUGGAGUGUGACCUCGGCAAUAACUGGGGGUGGGAAGCUCAUGUGGGCUAAAUUCAAGUCAUUUCUGAGUCACAUCAUUGAUAAACAUGAACGUUUGGAUGACCCCAUGUUCAAUUAAUGUCAUCACGGAGAAAUUGAACCAAGACAGUGGCUAUUGCGUGAUUCCAUGGUUUAUGAAAAAGUUUGUACAGAGUUGACAAAGCCAUCAUUGGUUAGUGGGAUUCAACAGGCAUCRCCUAUAUCUCAAACCAGCUGCCUGGAAGGCUUCCAYUCAGUGGUAAAUCAUUUUGCCCCMAAAAUGAUAGCRUACUCGCACACUGGAAUGCUGAUAAGGCAUAUUCUGGCUUCCAUUCACUUUAAUACCAAUCUAAACCGAGAAAGCRGGAAAAAAGCAGACGGUUCUGAGCAGAUUGUGGUUGUUUACCCUAAAUUCAAGAACGGAGAAGCCACUGURAGGAAUCGAAAAGUAAAGCAGGAGUUUGGCUAUGUKGAAGACAUAUAUAAGACAUGUAUUGAAGCAAUWGCCAAUAAAACACUUGAAGAAGCAUGUUUGUAUCUGCAAGAAAUGACCCCCGAGCAUAUGAAUACAAUGCUCAACAAGCAGGAUAGAGCAGAAGCCAUUCAGAAGCGUGAAGCCAGAAAGCAGAUGGUGGUUGUAGAUGUUCCUGGCACUGCGCAAGAAAAUCAAGCAGAAGUAGUUGUACAACAAGGCAGAGGAAGACCUUCGGGCAGAGGAAGGUCAGCAGCCAGAGGAAGAUCUUCAGGAAGAGGAAGGUCGGCAGCCAGAGGAAGACCUUCAGGAAGAGGAAGGUCGGCGGCCAGAGGAAGGACUUCAGGAAGAGGAAGGUCGGCGGCCAGAGGAAGAUCAACAGGCAGAGGGCAGUCAACAUAA
Molecule: messenger RNA, 1155 nt
Organism: Exaiptasia diaphana
Lineage: Eukaryota; Metazoa; Cnidaria; Anthozoa; Actiniaria; Aiptasiidae
Exons: 6
Source: RefSeq, a predicted model, not a curated record